AUGUUUAUGACCCAUAACUCAGCAUUUCAUUACUCAUCUCAUCACUAUCGAUGUUUGAAAGAGCGUAUUCAUGCCCGUGUUGUACUUGCACUCGAAUAUCCAGAAUAUUUAAAAUACUCCGAUAUUCAACAGAAAGAAAUACCAAUAUUGGAUAAGAGUUGUUAUGAAACAUCGGACGGUCAUUCUUUAAAAUUAAACAUGGAUCUUAUUCAAAAUAAAAAUAAUAAUGUACAAGCUGAACAACAACAAUGUUCAACAAUUAUUCCAUUACAAUCGCCUAUCAGAACAUUUCUUACAUCUACAAUAAUUGAUCUACAGCAAACAGUUCAUGAAUACGAAUUUGGUAUUGGUGUCGUAGCACGAACAGAAAAAGAAUUAAAAGAAUUUCAAUACCAAUGUACAAUGAAUUAUUUACUCUAUUCUAAAUCAAAUUCAUUUGUCGCAGAUAGUUUUGAAUUACAACAUUUAAAACGAUAUAUUCAAACAGGUAUUGAUUUAUCGCGUCUAGAAUAUGCCAUGAUUGUUUUAUUGAAUGGUAUUCAAAAUGAUCAAGUGAAAGACACCGAUUUAACAGUAUUCAAUAAUCAUUUAUUUAAUAUUCAAUUAAUUCAACAUGAUGUUAAUGAAACAUAUGAUCAGUUAUUCGUUCGUAUAAAAAAUGUAUUACUGCCACAAUCUUAUCAAUCAGUGAUCAACAGUAAACAUCCAAAUAUUAUUAAAGAUUUACCAUCAUCAAAAUAUCCGUGUUUUGUGCAACUAUUAAAUACAACAAAUGCAGUAUGUGUUACACAUAUUUUAACAAUUCUUGGUGAAAAUGAAAAAAGUUCACAGUUGAUUGAAUCAAUUGAAUUGACUGGUAUUCAAUCAAUAUGGUUAAAUUUAAAUAAAGCUCAUGUUUCAUCAUUUUUAACUAAUGAUGAUUUAAAACCAAAAUUAUUGGCAAUUCGUAAUCUAUUAUUAAAUGAGAAUUACAUAAAAUUAGUUAUACAUUGUUCAGCUGGUCUACAUCGAACGGGUACAAUUUGUUAUUUAAUAUUUCGACUAUGUAAUUUGACCGUGAAUCAAGCAUUAUUUGCUUUAAAUUUAUCUAGAGGAAUAACAGCCCGAGAAGUAGGAAAAGAACGAAUAUUAGCAGCAGAAGAGCUGAUAUUACCAACUAUUUCAAAAUAA
Molecule: messenger RNA, 1170 nt
Organism: Didymodactylos carnosus
Lineage: Eukaryota; Metazoa; Rotifera; Eurotatoria; Philodinida; Philodinidae
Source: the annotation of a GenBank genome assembly